Molecule: messenger RNA, 956 nt
Organism: Nymphaea colorata (pocket water lily)
Lineage: Eukaryota; Viridiplantae; Streptophyta; Magnoliopsida; Nymphaeales; Nymphaeaceae
Product: 4,5-DOPA dioxygenase extradiol-like
Exons: 3
Coding region: 61-855 (264 amino acids)
Molecular function (GO): zinc ion binding; oxidoreductase activity, acting on single donors with incorporation of molecular oxygen; ferrous iron binding
Source: RefSeq, a predicted model, not a curated record
UUUCUCGCUUUCUGUUCUUUCGAAUUUGCGUCCGCCAUCGCCACAGAGAGAGAGAGAGAGAUGGACACGUUCUACAUAUCGCACGGGUCGCCUACGAUGUCGAUUGACGACGGGGUUCCGGCGAGGAAGUUUCUGCAGUCAUGGAGGGAGAAGGUGAUGCCCGGGGAGAGACCCAAAGCCAUUCUGGUCAUCUCCGGCCAUUGGGAGACAGCCGAGCCCUGCGUCAACGUCAUCUCCACCGCCAAUCCUACCAUCUACGAUUUCUACGGCUUCCGCAAGCCCAUGUACCAGCUGAAGUACCCUGCACCGGGCGCACCAGAGCUGGCGAUGCGAGUGAAGGAGCUGCUUGAGGGUGCAGGUUUCAAGAAAGUGGAAGAGGAGAGGAGCAGGGGACUGGAUCAUGGUGCAUGGGUGCCGCUGAUGCUGAUGUACCCGGAUGCCGAUAUACCCGUAUGCCAACUCUCCGUUCAGCUUCAUAAGGAUGGGCAGUAUCACUACAACAUGGGCAAGGCGUUGAGCCCGCUGAGGGAGGAAGGUGUAUUGAUCAUGGCGUCAGGAAGUGCCACCCACAACCUGAGGACCCUAGGUCCUGGUGGUACACCUCCACCCAAGUGGGCCAUUGAUUUUGAUACAUGGCUGAAGGACAGUCUCCUUAACGGAAGACUUCCUUCAGUUAACGACUAUCUGAACAAGGCGCCGGAUGCAAAGGUGGCGCAUCCGUGGCCUGACCAUUUCUACCCGCUGCAUGUGGCGAUGGGUGCUGCUGGUGAGGGAGCCGAAGCUGAACUUCUGCACCAUAGCUGGACUAAUGGCAGUCUGUCUUAUGCAUCCUACAGAUUCACCUCCCGUACGUGACCUAAAAGUGGGGUGCCAAUGGGUGCAGAAGGGCUUCGCUUGGUUCUGUUCUUCUUGCAUGAAAUGCAUCUUGCUGAUAAAUUGACACCCGUACUUCAGAA